AUGGCGCGGCGCGAGGCGGCGAGGCUUCUCCGCCGCCUGGGCCCGCUCGCGGUCGAGUCGUGGACGCGAGGCAUGCCUCAUAGUCAACAUGAAUCCGCAAACCGCAUUGUGAAUUCUUGUAGAAGAUUCCACUGGAUUCCCAGUCUACAGCGCCCUCUGUGUGGACCUACAACUAGUGGGGGAAUAUAUGAAGGCCAAAGCAGUGCUAAGAAGGCUUGUGAAGUUCAGAAGCACACAUUUGGUUCUGCUGCAACACACAUUCAGAGGAAUCCAGCCUAUUCAGAGCUGAACUCUGAUGAUGUUUCUUACUUCAAGAGCAUCUUGGGUGAAAAUGGUGUAGUUCAGGAUGAAGACAGAGUCGCAGUUGCAAAUGUAGAUUGGAUGGGUAAAUAUAGCGGUGCAAGUCAGCUACUACUUUUACCAAAAAAUACUACAGAGGUUUCUAAGAUUCUUUCAUAUUGCAACACCAGACGAUUGGCUGUAGUUCCACAGGGUGGCAACACAGGUCUUGUAGGUGGCAGUGUGCCUGUUUAUGAUGAGGUGAUUGUUGGCCUCUCCGGAAUGGACAAAAUCAUUUCCUUUGAUAAUGUAAAUGGUAUUCUUACUUGUGAAGCUGGUUGUGUGUUGGAGAAUUUAAGUAACUUCGUGGAAAAUGAAGGGUUUAUUAUGCCACUUGACUUGGGAGCAAAAGGUAGUUGCCACAUUGGUGGGAAUGUUUCAACUAAUGCCGGUGGCCUGCGUUUCAUACGCUAUGGUUCACUUCAUGGAAGUGUACUCGGUCUUGAAGUUGUCCUGGCUGAUGGGACUAUCCUUGAUAUGCUUACUACUUUAAGGAAAGACAAUACUGGGUAUGAUCUGAAGCACUUAUUUAUUGGAAGUGAAGGCUCACUAGGAGUAGUCACCAAAAUAUCAGUACUUACGCCUGCGAAGCUUCCAUCAACUAAUGUUGCAUUUCUUUCCUGCAAUGACUACAAAAGCUGCCAGAAAUUACUGCUGGCAGCAAGGAGGAGCUUGGGUGAGAUCUUGUCCGCAUUUGAAUUCAUGGAUCAUCACUGUAUUGAUCUGGCUAUGCGACAUUUGGAAGGAGUUCACAAUCCGUUGCCUGCAUCCCCAUACAAAUUUUAUGUUUUAAUUGAGAUAACAGGAAGUGAUGAAUCAUAUGACAAAACAAAACUGGAAGCAUUUUUGUUGCGUUCAAUGGAAGAUGGUCUAGUAGCUGAUGGUGUUAUCGCGCAGGAUAUCAGCCAAGCAUCAAACUUUUGGCGGAUCCGUGAGGGUAUAUCAGAAGCAUCUGUCAAAGUUGGUGCUGUGUAUAAAUAUGACUUGUCCAUACCUGUAGAGAAGCUCUAUGAUAUUGUUGAAGAAAUGCGCUGCCGUCUUGGUGAUAGCGCAGAGGUAUUGGGCUAUGGCCACCUUGGAGAUGGGAAUCUGCAUUUAAACAUUGUAUCAAGCAAAUAUGACGACAAUACUCUUGAACGAAUUGAACCAUUUGUCUAUGAAUGGACUUCAGCACAAAGAGGAAGCAUCAGUGCAGAGCAUGGUUUGGGGCUAAUGAAAGCUGAGAAGAUUCACUACAGUAAAUCACCUGAAGCAGUGCAACUAAUGGCCUCCAUCAAGAAGUUGCUGGACCCCAAUUCGAUCCUGAACCCCUACAAGGUUCUGCCGCAGUCUGUACUGUAG
Miscanthus lutarioriparius is the source of this 1680-nucleotide messenger RNA. The record is from the annotation of a GenBank genome assembly. Lineage: Eukaryota; Viridiplantae; Streptophyta; Magnoliopsida; Poales; Poaceae.